This is a messenger RNA of Durotheca rogersii, 2116 nucleotides long. RefSeq lists its product as uncharacterized. The record is from RefSeq and is a predicted model, not a curated record. The transcript is spliced from 2 exons. The coding region runs from base 553 to 1686 and encodes 377 amino acids. NCBI's taxonomy places the organism in Eukaryota, Fungi, Ascomycota, Sordariomycetes, Xylariales, Xylariaceae.
ACCAAUCACAGGCCUCCAAUUCUGGAUGCCUGAGGAUCCACACCCCAAUGUUGCAUACCUAAUGCCUGCCUGCCUCUCAUUAUCGCAUCAUCGCGUCUACUGCCUCUACGUCAGGUAGAUGCCUGGGUAGUAGUAUAUGCGUACGAAGUGCGGUAAUCCGUUAGUACGAGCGCCUAAUGCACUUAUCGCAUAUCAUUGGCGGUCACAGCAGUCGAGGUUUUGGUUGGGCAGAAUACAGGCUGGUAGGAGGUGACCUCACCUGACAUGGAAGAAAUUGAUUCCUUGAGUUGUUGGGUAAGAGGUUACAGGAUCAGGUGUGUAUGUAUUACUUACCUACCUUAGGUAUCUACCUACCUACCUACCUACCUACCUACAUCCUACCUACGAUCCCUUCUAUCAGAGCUUACCUCUGAUUCUGCUUGUCUCGCCUAACCUACCUACCUACCUCUUAACCUACCUCCCAUACCGGCCUGCCAACCUACCUACCCAGCCCGACCCGACCUCACCGAACUUCCCUGCCUACCCCGUCCUGGCAACAAUUCGACGCCGCCGAUGGCUUCGACGGACGCCGCCAAGCCCCAGCGAGUCGUCGUCGACCCGAACGGCGAACUCUGCCUGACCGUCGGAGGCGAGAACGCCGUCGCUUUCGUGGUGUGCGCCAAAACGCUAGCUCGGGCAUCUCCGGUGUUGAGGACGCUGCUAUACGGUGGCUUUGCUGAGUCCGUACAGCCAGAUAGAUCUAGCGGCGAGGAAUGGACGGUAGAGCUCCCCGAGGACAAUCCCGGGCUCAUGGAGAUACUUCUCAAUAUCAUGCAUUGUCUAUUCGACCGAGUGCCCCUUUCCCUUGAUGCCAAAUCGGACGUCGGCCCGCCCCAAACCGACCGUCCCGCUCUUCGUGGCUAUCUCCGACCUGUAGAACUGUAUUCUCUCACUGUGCUGACUGAUAAGUACGACCUCACCCGGAUCCUCCGGCCCUGGGUUAGGAGCUGGAUGGACGGCGUGGCUGAUGCCGGCCCUCCCAAGGAUUCCCUCGCGUGGCGCGGCGAGCUAGAUAUGGACCAGGCUGCCUGGGUCUCUUGGGAGCUAGGAGACAAGAAUAUGUUCAAGAGGACGCUUAAGUUCAUGAUCCUGAACUGCGCUAUCGAUCCCGAAGGCAGACUGCUGUGCUACCGAGUUUCUUCGCUAUUUUCGAGGGCCCUAUUUUCCGACAGCCUCGAGCCCCCCGACAUCUCCGAUCUAGUCAAGCGCAGCCGGCUGGCGGCGAUCGAGAAUAUGCUGAAGCCCAUCAGGGACGUCCUCGAGUGCCUCAUGCAGGGCACUACCAGCACUAAGCGCCUCUGUAGUCAAGCUAGGGGAUCCAGAGGUUUUGUUGACGACUCACAAAAAAUCGAUUGCGAGAUUACCAUGCUCGGUGCCGUUAUCCGCUCCCUCACAAGCCAUGACAUGUGGCCCAUCCCCAAACCCGAAGAUGUUCAGUUAAGCGUGCAAGAUAUGGCAAAUAAAUUACUAAGUUUGGACCUGCGAAGCCGGGCCUACUACCAUUCAUGCAGUGCUUUGCCCGAAUUCAAGGAGACGAUAGCCAGGGGGCUGGAUAGCGUUUGUCCUCCGCUUGUAGGGUCGCACGUACACCACCUCGAGGCCCAGGCGGAGAAAACGGGACUUGCCAUAGCACACGAGCAGCCGUGAAUCCUAGGUUCUUCCUGAGGACCGACCAAGCUUCGGAGAGAUACUGAGAGACGUGUGGCUUGUAGCGGCCCUAACUCCCAAGCAAGAGUUCAUGUUUGGGAUGGAAUCGCGACAGCAUUGGCUCCGGGCACCUCGACGUCCGAAGACUACACCAUCAACGUUUCAGGCAGAGGGCAUCAUGUAUUUGCAGACCUGAAGUAUAAUACUACUUCUGCUAUGUCGUGUGAAAAUGGUGACCCCUAUAUUUCCUCUUCUGGAUACGCAGGCUUAAUCGGGCUUUGGUUCUUCUACGCCAUAACGUACACACAGGUGCAAGUAAGGAAAAGGAGGUCUUUUUAUCAAUAUAUUUCUACCUAACGCCGUGCUUAACCAGAACUCCUCCGUUAACAUCGCGAUUCGUAAGUUUAUAGUCUCCGGUAAGAGGGCAGAU